Messenger RNA from Elephantulus edwardii (Cape elephant shrew), 1011 nucleotides. RefSeq names its product STIP1 homology and U-box containing protein 1, E3 ubiquitin protein ligase (gene STUB1). NCBI's taxonomy places the organism in Eukaryota, Metazoa, Chordata, Mammalia, Macroscelidea, Macroscelididae. Gene Ontology annotation, biological process: cellular response to misfolded protein; protein quality control for misfolded or incompletely synthesized proteins; protein polyubiquitination. Gene Ontology annotation, cellular component: cytoplasm; Z disc. The record is from RefSeq and is a predicted model, not a curated record. Bases 100 to 1011 code for a protein of 303 amino acids. Gene Ontology annotation, molecular function: protein-folding chaperone binding; ubiquitin protein ligase activity. The transcript has 7 exons.
CGAGCGGAUCUCGGGCUCCGGCUGCGGGUCUGCCUUCGAGUGCGGGAACGUCCGGGCGCGAAGCCCGAAAGCAGAGCCCAGGCCGUCCCGCGCGGCGCCAUGAAAGGCAAGGAGGAGAAGGAGGGCGGCGCGCGGCUGGGCGCUGGCGGCGGGAGCCCCGAGAAGAGCCCGAGCGCGCAAGAGCUCAAGGAGCAGGGCAACCGGCUUUUCGUGGGUCGCAAGUACCCAGAGGCGGCGGCCUGCUACGGGCGCGCCAUCACCCGGAACCCGCUGGUGGCAGUGUACUACACCAACCGGGCACUCUGCUAUCUGAAGAUGCAGCAGCAUGAGCAGGCCCUAGCCGACUGCCGGCGUGCCCUGGAGCUGGACGGCCAGUCUGUAAAGGCGCACUUUUUUCUGGGGCAGUGCCAGCUUGAGAUGGAGAGCUAUGACGAGGCCAUUGCCAACCUGCAGCGAGCAUACAACCUGGCCAAGGAGCAGCGGCUCAAUUUUGGUGAUGACAUCCCCAGUGCAUUGCGCAUUGCCAAGAAGAAGAGGUGGAAUAGCAUCGAGGAGAGACGGAUCCACCAGGAGAGUGAGCUGCAUGCUUACCUCACAAGGCUCAUCCUGGCUGAGCGGGAGAGGGAGCUGGAAGUGUGUCAGCGGAAUCUUGAAGGUGAUAAGGAUGAUAGCCAUGUCCGGGCUCAGCAAGCCUGCAUUGAGGCCAAGCACGACAAAUACUUAGCCGACAUGGAUGAGCUUUUCUCACAGGUGGAUGAGAAGAGAAAGAAGCGAGACAUCCCUGACUACCUGUGCGGUAAAAUCAGCUUUGAAUUGAUGCGGGAACCGUGUAUCACACCCAGCGGUAUCACUUAUGACCGCAAGGACAUCGAAGAGCACCUGCAGCGUGUGGGUCACUUUGACCCCGUGACGAGGAGCCCACUUACCCAGGAACAGCUCAUCCCCAACCUGGCCAUGAAGGAGGUCAUUGAUGCAUUCAUCUCUGAGAAUGGCUGGGUGGAGGACUACUGA